Molecule: messenger RNA, 264 nt
Organism: Melanaphis sacchari
Lineage: Eukaryota; Metazoa; Arthropoda; Insecta; Hemiptera; Aphididae
Product: cullin-2-like
Exons: 4
Coding region: 1-264 (87 amino acids)
Biological process (GO): ubiquitin-dependent protein catabolic process
Molecular function (GO): ubiquitin protein ligase binding
Source: RefSeq, a predicted model, not a curated record
AUGUCUCUUUUUUCUUUUUCUACAUGUGUGUUAAAGAGUGAUGUUUGGCCUUUGAAUUUAACUACUGCAUCAUCAUUUGUUUUACCUAAACAACUGAUACCUUACACACAAUAUUUUGAAGUGUUCUACAAAGAAAAAUUUAAAGGACGGGCUUUAACAUGGAUUCACCAUAUAUCUCGAAGCGAGUUAAUAUUAAAUUAUUUAAAAAAAACGUAUAUAGUUAAACUACAUAUGUUUCAAAUGUCGAUAUUUUUAUUAAAUUGA